This is a messenger RNA of Dunckerocampus dactyliophorus (ringed pipefish), 15308 nucleotides long. RefSeq names its product myosin X, like 3 (gene myo10l3). Lineage: Eukaryota; Metazoa; Chordata; Actinopteri; Syngnathiformes; Syngnathidae. Gene Ontology annotation, molecular function: ATP binding; protein binding; cytoskeletal motor activity. Bases 8244 to 14303 code for a protein of 2019 amino acids. The transcript has 44 exons. Gene Ontology annotation, biological process: signal transduction. Gene Ontology annotation, cellular component: cytoskeleton; myosin complex. The record is from RefSeq and is a predicted model, not a curated record.
AGGAAGGUACCUCUAAUAGGACUUUGUCUAAUAUGGCUGUGUCCUUUAUGGCAGAGGGUCCCAACCACCGGGUACCAAUGGGCUGCUUGAACCAGGCCACGGAAAUCUUUGAGAAGCAAUGAUUAUUAAAAAAAAGUAAAAAAAAUAAAACAAAACAAUUUUGUAAAUAACUACAUAAAAUUUUAUGUAAAUGUAUAUCAGUUUUGGAAAUGACGGCGACACCACAUAUGUGCUCGUUGUGUGUGGGGAGAAGUUAGUUGUUUUGUCUUUUCGGAUUAAAAUGAAAAGUAACCCCCAGAAUUUUUCACAAUGGUAUUGAAGAUCAUUCCCGUCCAAUCAGGUAAAAACAUGCUGCAUCUGUCACCCACACACAUCAAACCACGCUAUUAUCUGGUACAUGGGCUCAGAAAGGUUGGGGACUGCAGUUUUUUGGCGUAAAAAAAUAAAAGUACAAUGGAUCACAGGUCUGUGUAGACAGCAAGUUCACACUUAAACAGCAUCUGCUUGAAAAAUACAUUAUAAAUAUCCAAUUUUACCCUCAUGGGCCUUUGGUACAAAAUCUAAAUAGUCAUUACAUCAUUUUUGGACUGUGAAGGUGCUGUGAUUUACACACUGAGGGGGGAAAAAAAAAGUAAAAUGAUAAGAAACAAGUUGUAAUAUCCAAAGAAUAAAACUAGAAUAUAGUUGUAUUUUGGGGGCAGCCAUAGUAGAGGAAUAAAGUUGUAAUGUCAUUAAGUGAAAUGUCUAAAUUCCUACACGAACCCACACACAACUGUCUCGAGAAUAGCAGUGUGUCGCUCUAUAGAGAUUUGCUAUAAAUUAAUCAUGUAAUGUUGCAUUUUUGUUCAAACCCAACAAAACAGUUGAUAUCAGUGUGGUAGUCUGGGUUGUUUCUUUUCCUGUGUGGACCUAAUCAAAUCUUUGAUAUACAAAACACAAAAGCAUGGGCCGGCUGUUGCUGUCUGGCUUACAAACUCGAUCGUCAUAACUUGUCAGUUGCAACUUUGAGCAGAGGUGUGUCCUUGAAGAGUACCCUUAAAUGCGCUGGUGCCCCCUCCAGCUCUAACACUGUAAUGUUGUUGGGCAUAGUGGUGCUCAGCAAGGGUCCAGGAACAUAGAGGGUCUGUUGCGGGCCCCUGGCUGGCCAGUAUCGCCCCAUAUUCACACCAUUAAUCCAAACCUGGCCCUGAAAAAAAGAACCAACAUCAGAAGGGCACAAAUAAUUUGCCUUUAAAUGGGUCACACUACCUUUGUCCAAUUUGUAAGUUUGAGAAAGGUGUCCCACGCUACACCAUUAGGCUGCAAUGUUCCCAUGUAGAAAGUAGGCCCGACAGAAGGUCCGCCUUUAAGGUUAGGAAGGGACUCUUUGUCGAGUGAGUGAGGCCAUCCAGCAGCAAUAGCGCCAUCAAUACCCAGAGGGUACAUCUUCCAAUCAGUUAGUACAUCCUGACCCAAGAUCAGGUUGCUGAGGAUCCCCUGGAAUUGGUUAUAAAAAAGUAUUAAACCCGAUUAUCGAAGAAAUGCAAUAUGUUGUAUCGAAUCUGUGUAGUCUUACCUUGUAGUCAUUAAUAUGGCUGCCAAAGUCAACCCUGCCCAUGUUCUCCACAAGGAUGUCCACAAGGUCCCCCUGCCGUCCAGUGACGUUCAUCACCAGUACAGUGUCUCUCUCCAAGAGACCCUGGAAAACCUGUUCACACAAACUUGCUUAUUAGACACAACGAACACCUGAAGAAUAACCUGACCUGCACACCUGAUUAAGCAUACAACAAAAAUUCAUUGUGAGGGCUUACCCCAUUGACAGACACAUACGCACGGUCAUGAACACCAUUCAUUGGCGUGAUGAGCGGCGUGGGCUCUGAGAGGUCCCGGGGUAGUAUGGUCUGGUAAAGCAUGUAUCCAUAGAACUGAACAUAAUAGCCUUGUUAGGUUUCAGGCACACAGGCAGCCUGGGGAGUUCUCCAUGAUUUGAGACAGUCUACAUAUUUUCUGAGUGACACUACCUGCUUGAGAUCCUCAAAGGUCAAAGGGUACUGAGACUGAACAGGCUUCAUGGGGGAAAGAGUGUCCAACAAGCUGCUGAUGUUGCCCACCUGGAAAGUAAUGUAGUCUAUGCAUAAAAGGCACUUAAAGCACCACCCCCUGCAAUUACUAAAUGCAAUUUUCACUGACGCCAUUAAUUAGCCACUGGCUGUAAUCUUGCACGGAAAUACCACCUAUAAAUAUCAUUUCGACCUCUUAAUAUCCUAAAAUAUAUAAACUAAGAAUUCCCAACCUGGUGUGAUGGAAUGUGACAGAUUUUAUAAGUGUCAGCAGUUACAUGGACUCUCUUUCCUCAUACUGUGGCUACUCAUCCUCAGUACAUGAUGCAAUUCAUAAUAAUGGUGAUGGUUUAAUUUAUCUUGAACGUGCACACAAAUUACAAUGGAGCACAUCACAUAACACAAAUCAUACCCGGAUACCUUUUUUAGUGUCACAAAACCAUAGGCAAAUUUGGGAGUUGCAGGUGGCAUGGGUCCAAGGGGAAUGGCUUUAAACUGUAGAAAAAAAGUGGUGCGUUCACUGUGUGUACAAGGGACCUAAUUAAAUUGGCAUUAGAAUGAUUUAUACCAGUUUAAUGACGUCUCGGAUGGCCAACAGCUUCUCCGUGAGGUCCCCUGCCUCAGUAAGCGGGGCAUCAUAAUCGUAACUAGUCACCACAGGACGGAACCUGGUGUCGUGAUCAGCACCUUUUGGGCCGAGGAGAGUGAGAAGGGCUAAUGAACUAAUGACAGAAACAGCCGUUUACAGCCAUCCAUUUUACAGCAAAUCCUAUAUUUAUGAUAAGUGAAUAUAACCGUACCAUUCCAAUAGCCAAAGUUGGUGCCGCCUUCAAACAUAUACCUGCAAAGACAUUUUGGAUUAGUCUACUCUUCCAUAGUUUGAUUCUGGAACAAAUUCUUUCUACUAUCAUUGUUUCCUAAAGGAGAAAUUGCUUCAAAACGGAUUGAUGAGCUGGAUGUGAUUGCACUGUAGAAAGGAAGAAAAUGUGUUGAGGGUUUGUGGGGACCUACAUGUUGACGUUUGCCCCCAUGGCUAGCAUCUCUGCUAACCCUCUGCUGACCUUCUGAGUGUCAACCAUAGCAUGCUGAUCUCCCCAGUGAUCCAACCAGCCAGUGUAAAACUCUGAAUUGACCUGCAACGACAGUUAUUUGGUGAGAUCAUAUCAUUAAACAACUCUUAUUAUUAAUUUUAAAUAAAUUGGAUCACAACAGUAUAACUAACCAAUGGACCUUGAGGUUCAAACUGCCGUUGUCGUCUGAAGGCUUCAGUUAUGUUGUCGCCUGGCAAACAGGACAGUAGAAAUUGUAGCUUUCUAUAAACUAGAUUCUACUAAUAGAAGACACCCUGCAUAUGUCAACCUGUGCCAAAGUCCACAGUGGCAUAUAACCCCUGUAGGGUCCCGCAUCUCAUCUCUUUGUCUGUGUUUCCAUCAGUGGUGAAAAGGAUGGUGUCUUCACCCAGAAAUACUCGCAGCAGAGUCCGCAGAUGACGCAUGUAGUUGUAGUCACAAGCGUAGUAGCUUCCAUACUCAUUCUCAACCUGCACUUCGGAAAUAAUUUUAAUGCUAACAAUAUCAAAUACUGUAAAAUGGAACCCCUCAGUUCCUGUUCAGUUAAAUCAAUCUUGCUGGUCCUUUACCUGGACACUAAUGAUGUUUCCACCAUGAAUAUACAGCCAAGGCUUCAGUUUGGGGAGGAGAACAGCAAACCAAUUAGUGACUGCCUGUAAAUAGUCUGAAGAAGAAGACAAAUUUAAAGCAAGACCAAAACAAAACCUUAACAUUAGCACGUUGUACCUGUAUCAGAGGAGCGAAGUACAAUGGUUGGCUUAUUAAGCAACCACGCCGGCAAACCCCCCUGCAAGAGACAAAUGAUGUUUGUACCAAUACUAAAUAUUUUUAAUUAAACGAGCAAUUCAAGUGCAUAUACAUUUGAAUCUCUAAAGCAGCGGUUAACAUCUUUUAACACUUGUAUGACAAUUUGUUUUAUCACAUACCUUUUAUAGUUUUAUAUCUUAAUAAUCAUAGUGAUUGACUAAUUGCACAAAUAAGACCCUGAGACAGACUAGUUACAUUAUUUCCUAUGUUUCAAAAUCCAAGCAAAUCAGUCAACCAGCAUCUUUGAACAACCUCGACCUUAGAGGUUCUACUGUACAUGAAUAUGGAAGUUAAUGAUGCAAUUUCUCACCAUCUCCCAUUCGGCACAGAUGUAUGGGCCUGGGCGCAGGAUAACCAAAAGACCUGUCUGAUUGGCCAGAUCCAAGAAAUGCUCCAAAUCCCUGUCUCCUGAGAAGUUGUGGACCCCUUCUACUGUUUCAUGGAAAUUCCAGGGCACAUACCUGCAAUGCAUGAAUUAAGACAAAAAAUAUGACCAAUAAAGACACACUAUUAGCGUCAGAUGAUAUUGUGAUUCAUCAGGCUUACACUUGGAUGGCAUUAAGCCCAGUCAUGUACAUCUUGAGCAGACGAUCCUUCCAGUAGAAGCGUGGAAUUCUGGAGUAGUGGAUACUGCCUGAGAUGUACUGAAAGGGCUUCCCAUCUUUUAGGAAACAGUUGUUUUUGUAGUCUAUGGUGAAUGAUCUCCUUGAUGACACCUGCAAGACAAACACGUAAGAGUUCGAGUGAACUCCAUCUGUCAAUCAAACGUGAGCAUUGAAUCUUUGUGAGAGCAGAUUUACAAGAUAUACCGCUCUUGUAUCGAACCGCGUUAAGAUUGCGAGGGUGUAUGUCACAUACUUGUUAUAUAUGGUAUUUCCCCUUGGUACAAAUACAGUUUUUGAAUUUGAAUUCCAUAGAAUAAACUUUAUUGAAGCCUCAAAGUAUGUAAUAACCAUCCACAGUGUAGCAAAAUACUGGACGUUAUCUCCACUGGCUGUCAGACAGUUCAAACUAAAGGAAAGCCAAUUAUUCAAAUAGUAGUAUGAUUAACUUUGACAGGUCCCUUUUUGUGUUGUCUAUCUUCUUACCCCAUGGUAAGAUAACCACGCACAGCUCACUAUGAAGAUGAACAGCAACACACUGCGGUACAUGUCUGCUUCCUUCGUUGUUGAUUCCCCACUGAAGAAGCUAAAACAUUGUCUUGGCCACUGCGAGGAACAUUUUUGUUUGUGUUUAGAGGACUAAGCAGUUUAAAAAGUAUGAACGUUCUAGUAGUUUGUUGUUAGUGGGCAAGACCAGGCGCCAUCAUGUGACGUACUGUGCGCCUCUUCCGGGUCCUAAACUCCGUUUUUUUAAACAAAUCACCAACGGCGUCAGCCUGCUAAAAUAUUAAUACAGCGCUAUGUUUUGACAUCAUUACUCACACCAAGUUAGGGAUAUUUCAGAUACAUUUCAGGAUGAACCUAAAAUGUACUACUGUAUAACCUUUACGGGUGAACUUAAUUUGAGCUUCUCUCAGUUUGAAUGCACAUGUCCAACAUGUUCAAUACUUCGCGCAUAACUUGCUGUUCUCUAACAUAACAGUUGUGCAUAUCCCUAACUUUUUGUGAGUAGCAUGAUGAAUUAAUUGAAUAUGCUAAUUGAAUUGGAUGAAUUAUAAUACACUUCUGUUUAUAAAUGACCACCCAAACCAUUUGAUGUUGAUGAUGGUACUGUGUUUUUAAAAUUUCUUUUCUGACACUAGAUGGCGCCCGAGUAAAGCUGCCGACUUGAUCACACUGGUAUUAAUGUAACUGUGAAUGAUUGACCAGUCCAGGGUGUACCGUCUCUCGCCCGAAGUCAGCUGCACGAAGUUAGCCGCGCCCCCAGUGAGGAUAAGCGGCAUAGAUGCCAUGGAUGGACAUGGAAAACAGGUGCAAAAAUGCCAGGUUUUUACAGGCAAUAUGAAAGAGACUUGUGUUGCAUUGGCUUGAACACAUUCCUGCCACCAAGCUGGGCGUUGAGAUCACAGAAAGUUGAAAAGGGAAUUACAAACUGUCAUGAAGACAAACAGCACUUACUCGUCAGUUAAUAGCUCCAUUUGUAACAUAUCUUUAGAAGCAGCCUUUUCCCACUUCCACCCCCUCAUUGUUUGUGCUCAUUUCCUGAACGCCCCCUAAUUCAUCUGAAGUUAAUUGAAAGGUGACUGCUUAAAAUUGCUAAUGGCCGCUGAUGCCGACUGCAGAUAGAACAAAAUGCCCCGGCUCUGUGGCUCAUUAGCUCCCUGUCAGAGGAGGCUAAUGAGAGGAAGAAGAAGGACAUACUUGGGCUUGUAAUUCGGUUAUGAGUGUGAUUGCGUCCCAUCGGGGGCGGCUUGUCCGUAUCUUAGCUUUGAAGUCACUUAGCUUUUAGAAAAUUGAUGUUGCGCCGCAAAAAGUCAGCGACUAAUGUGAGAGGAUACUAUAGUGGUGGUCUGAAAGAAGCAACUGUGACUAACGCAAACAUUAUUGUGGUCACACACUGGAUUGCAUAUUGUUUUUAUUUUACACUCUGCAGUCUCUUUUCAACCACUGCGCGGGCAGAGCAGACAAUAAACAAAAAAACAAAGGCUGUUCGUGUUGGGGGCAAAGCAACGCGCUCACCCUGAGGUGGGGCAUCACCUCAAUGACGUAAUGUCCCCAGAGUCUGUAAUUAGAUUGAACGCUCCCUUCUCCAAGGCACCGCCACCCUCCCAUUCCCCAAAAUAAGUCCUCUUUGUUGUCUGUGCUGGAAGCAGGUGUUUUACCCCACCCCUAGCCCCCACAUCUUCUAGAGAUACAGUUCUGAUGUCCUGACACAGCUGAUGUUACAUGGAUCCAUACAUUUUACACUUUACUGUAGUACUGAAGACCAAUAAACAUGGCAGAGCUACUGGAUUUACAAAAAGAUUUUUAUUGGGGUAGAAUGUUGAAUGUAAGAUAUCACACUGCUAAUAAUGAUUAUUUUCUUUUUCGUGUGGUGCACAUUUGAUUGUGUUUCCAUUGUGUAGGGCAGAGUCUCCAAACAUUAUCCGCUGGAGGCCACAUAUAGAAAAAUUGAAGAUAUUCUUCACAUUUUAAUGUGUUAAACACACUAAUAUUACUCUGAUGUUAGCACAGCUGCAACAAUUAAACCAUCAAUCGAUGAUUAAUCAAUUAUCCAAAUAAUCGACAAGUAUUUUGUUCUUCGAUUAAUGUUUUUUUUUAUUUAAAAAUGUAAAUAUCCUCUGAUUUCAGCCUCUCGAAUGUGAACAUUCUUUUUCUUUCCUUAGUCUUCCAUGAAAGCGGACCUGUUAUCUUUUGUGUUUUAGGCAACACAAGAUAUUCACACACAUCAGCUUUGACUUUGGGAAACGGUGAUUGACAUUUUUGCCUCUUCUGAUAUGGUGAGGACCAAACCACUACUUGUUUGUGGUUGGUUCAUUUUGAUUUGGCCCCAACCGAUUAAUUGAAAGAAUAAGCUCCAGGUUAAUCGACUAAGAAAAUAAUUGUUAGUUGCAGUGCUAGAUGUGAGACAAGGUCUGCUAAGCUAUUGAAUAAAUCUUAAAAAAAAAAAAAAAAACAGUCUACAGCAAGGGUGCUCACACGUUUCAGCCUGCGAGCUACCGUGCUUUUAAAAUGACCAAGUCUCAAAGGUCUAUCUCCUACUAUAAACAUAGAAAAUAUAUACGUAUAUAAAUAUAUGUAUUUGAUCAAGAAAUCUGCAAAUUCAGUGAUUCUUACAUCAGAAAAUGUUAAAAACGAUUGGAAUCAUACCAAAAAUAGCUUUACAAUGCAGUUCAAUUAACAAAUAUGAAUAUUUAAAUGGUCUUCCACUUUUAUAGCAGUUUUCCACCUCCAAGGAACUCAAAUCGCUUUGACACUGCUAGCACAUUUACCUACUGAUGACACAGCAUCAGGAGCUACUGGGGGUUCAGUAUCUUGCCCAAGGACACUUCGACACGAUCACGGGAGGAGUGAUCCCGUGAUCGUGAGGACGGAGGAUCGAGCCCGCAACCUUCAGCCUCCCCUGACCGCACGUCACUGCUACGAACUAGUUGCUGCAGCAGGAGGCUGUAUUCAACCAUGGAAUGGUGAUAGAGAAAAAAGACACGAAGCGAGCUGAAAUAAGAAACAAACCCAGGAAAGUUGCAUGCAGUGUUGUAUCAUGAAGUGAUGGCACAAGCAGGGGGAGCAGUUAUUGGGGGUCCCGUGUGUGGCUGAGGCAUAAAGAACAGUUUCUUCCCUCCACUGUCAGCUCCUGUGAUGACGCAUCUCUGGUCCUCAUCACCGACUAUGGAAAAGUGAUCAACCUGCAGAAGCCAGAGCUAAGUCGAGACACGGUGUACCCCAUGCACCCCAGCAGUAUCCACGGAGUGGAGGACAUGUCCACACUGGCAGAGCUGCAUGAAGCUGCCAUCAUGCACAACCUCUUUCUGCGCUACCAGAGAGACAACAUCUACACCAACAUAGGCUCCAUCCUGGCAGCCGUAAAUCCCUACAAGCAGAUUGCGGGCCUUUACGACGGAACCUCAGUGGAUUUGUACAGCAAACACCAGAUGGGGGAGCUGCCUCCUCAUAUAUUUGCCAUUGCCAACGAGUGUUACCGCUGCCUGUGGAAGAGACACGACAGCCAGUGUGUUCUCAUUAGUGGAGAAAGCGGUGCCGGCAAGACGGAGAGCACCAAGCUGCUGCUCAAGUUCCUCUCAGUGAUGAGUCAGAACUCAGCAGGCGCACCUCCAUCGGAAAGAACCACCAGAGUGGAGCAGGCCCUCAUCCAGAGCAGUCCUAUCAUGGAGGCAUUCGGGAAUGCAAAGACGGUGUACAACAACAACUCCAGCCGUUUCGGGAAGUUCAUCCAGCUCCACUUCUCCCAGAAUGGAAACAUCCAGGGAGGCUGCAUCAUUGAUUAUUUGCUUGAAAAGAACCGUGUGGUACGACAAAAUCCAGGGGAAAGAAACUACCACAUCUUCUAUGUGCUGUUAGCGGGGGCCGACAAAGACCGCAGAGACAUGUAUUUACUGUCAGACGGUCCCGAGUCUUACCACUACCUGAGCCAGUCAGGCUGCAUGCAGGACAGCUGCCUGGACGACAAGCAGCUUUUUGACAGCGUCAUGUCGGCCCUGCAAGUGAUGGAGUUUAGCGAGGAGGAGAUCAGAGACGUGUUCAAGUUACUGUCUGCCGUACUUCAGAUGGGAAACAUUGAAUUUAUGACCGCUGGUGGAGCUCAGAUCACUUCCAAAGGGGUGGUCAGCAAUGUCAGUGAGCUGCUCGGCCUGGACUCCUUCCAGCUGUCUGAGGUGUUGACCCAGCGCUCCAUGAUCCUCAGGGGAGAGGAGAUCUGCUCGCCGCUCACUGUCGAGCAGGCCGUGGACUCGCGGGACUCGGUCGCCAUGGCGCUUUAUUCCCAGUGUUUCUCCUGGAUUAUAAUGAGGAUCAACCAGAAGAUUAAAGGCAGAGACAACUUCAAGUCCAUCGGCAUCCUGGACAUCUUCGGCUUUGAGAACUUCGAGGUGAACCGCUUUGAGCAGUUCAACAUCAACUACGCCAACGAGAAGCUCCAGGAGUAUUUCAACAAGCACAUCUUCUCACUGGAACAGCUGGAAUACAACAGGGAAGGAAUCCAGUGGGAGGCCAUCGACUGGAUGGACAACGCUGAGUGUCUGGAUCUCAUUGAGAAGAAACUGGGCAUGUUGGCUCUUAUCAAUGAGGAGAGUCGCUUCCCCAAAGGCACUGACUACACCCUUUUGGAGAAACUGCACAGUCGACAUGCAACUAACCCGUACUACGUGAAGCCCAGAGUGACCGACCACCAGUUUGGCAUUAAGCACUAUGCUGGAGAGGUGCUUUACGACGCUCGUGGCAUCCUGGAGAAGAACAGAGACACCUUCAGGGACGACAUAUUGUUUAUUCUAAAAGACAGCAGGCUAGACUUCAUCUACGACCUCUUUGAGCGUGUGGGCAGCAGAAAUGGAGAAGAGACGUUGAAGAUGGGCACAGCCCGACGCAAGCCCACCGUCAGCUCUCAAUUCAGGGAAUCUCUCCAUUCGCUGAUGGCCACACUAAGUGCCUCCAACCCCUUCUUUGUCCGCUGCAUUAAACCAAACAUGGCUAAGAAAGCCAACCAGUUUGAUCCAGAUGUGGUCUUGAACCAGCUGAGAUACUCCGGAAUGUUGGAAACUGUUAAGAUCCGCAAAGCUGGAUUCCCAGUUCGCCGCACCUUUAAGGAUUUCUCCAACAGAUACAAGAUAAUCCUGAAGAACAAAAUCCAGACGGAAGAUGAGAAGCAGAGUUGCUUCAAGCUUCUUGCACGUCUUGAAAGCACGAAGAAAGAGUGGCAACUAGGAAAGACAAAGGUGUUCCUAAAGGAGGCCCUGGAGCAAAGGCUGGAGAAGGAGAGGGAGGAGGUGCGGCAUAAGGCUGGCAUGGUGAUCCGCGCCCACAUCCUCAGUUAUGUGGCAAGGAAGCAGUACAAGAGGUCUCUGGCCAGCAUCGUCACCAUCCAGAAGAACUACCGCGCUCACUUUUGGAGGCGAAGCUUCCUGCGACUGCGCCUGGCCUCCGUUGUCCUGCAGAAGCACCACAGAGGCCAGCUGGCCCGAUCCCUCUGUCGGCAGCUCAGGGAGGAGAAACGCAGGAAAGAGGAGGAGGAGAGGCGGCGUGUAGAAGAAGAGGAGAGAAGGAUGGAGGAGGAGAGGAGGCGACAGGAGGAGGAGAGUAGAAAGCGGGAGGAAGAGGAGGAGAGACAGAGACUGCUGAAUGAGGAGCUGAAGAGGAAGGCAGAAGAGGAGCUGAGGCUCAUGAAGGAGACAGAGGAGGAACAUCAAAAGGCUGCAAAUGGCGACAUUAAAAGGAACUCACUGGUGGUGAAUGGUGCUCGUCAAAAGAAGGAUCUGUCACAGACUACGUCCUACAACUACACCACCGACGAAGAGAGCCGUCAGAUGGAGGAGAUCCUGCGCUUGGAGAGAGAAAUCGAACGCCUGCAGAAGCAGCAGGAAGACGGUGUGUCUCUUCUCGGGGAGAUCUCCCGUGAGGAGUUACGGCAGAUGAGGGAGGCUGAGAUCUACCGACUGGAGAAAGAGGCCUCCCGCGUGGCGACAGAGUUCCUGGACCUUUUGGACUUUGGUGGUUUAGAGCCGUCGCUGUCGAGUGAGGAGAACCUCCACGACCCAACUGAAUCGACCGCUCCUCUGGCUGAGGAGGAGGUAGACGAGGGUUUCCAUGCUGAAGAUGAGUGCGUUCCUUUACCUGACUUACCCCCACCAGCUGCAGUCCCCUUGGACAAGGAAGUAUUCCAAAGUGUGCCCCCUCCUCCAGCUGCCUUUGCAGAAGAGCUCCGUGUCCGCUCUCCCUUGGCCUCCUCAGCUCCCCCAAACCGACUGAAUCAUCUCCCCAACUCCCAACUCCCCGGCCCUGCUCCUCCUGCGAUCUCCAAUGGAGACAAACGGCCAUGCCAGGGGACCAAUGAGAGUCAGGAGCUGUGUUGUUCCAACCUGCCUGACACAGAGUCGGACUAUGAUCAGGAGGAGUUUGAGGAGGUUCACGGGAGCUCGGGUGCUAGCAUUAAUGAUGGUCACAUUACUGAUGAGGAGGUGCUGCGGAAAUCCUCCUGCACCCACAACAGCCUGGACUCCUUCAGAGGCAGCUCGGACUCGUUCAUCGACACUGACGAGGACAACGACGUCUACGUGGACACGGACGAGGAGGUUUCCAACGGGAGGAUGAAUCUACUGAAUGGCAGCGGGCCUCCUUAUUUCCAUGGCUAUCUCUACAUGAAGAGUGGACUCAUGAUACCAUGGCGUCGCCGCUGGUGCGUACUGAAAGACGACACCUUCAUGUGGUUCCGGGCCAAACAGGACUCGCUCAAGUCCGGCUGGCUUUACAAGAAAGGUGGGGGAAUGUCCACCCUGUCCCGGCGCAAUUGGAAGAUGCGCUGGUUCGUCCUGAGGGAGUCCAAGCUGAUGUACUUUGACAACGACAGCGAAGAGAAGCUCAAAGGGACCAUUGACAUCUGCACAGCCACGGAGAUAGUGGACAAUCAUGAGAAGGAAAAUGCACUCAAUAUUGUAACUGGGGAGAGGACUUACCACAUCUACGCAGAAUCCCCAGAAGAUGCCAGUGGUUGGUUCAGUGUGCUGAGUCGUGUCCACAGUGCCAGCCCAGAGCAGCUCAUGGAGAUGCACCAUGAACAGGCCAACCCAAAGAAUGCAGUGGGCACGCUAGAUGUGGGCUUGAUUGAUUCGGUCUGUGCGUCAGACAACCCUGACAGACCAAACUCUUUUGUGAUCAUCACCGCCAACCGGGUGAUUCACUGCAACACGGACACACCUGAGGAGAUGCAUCACUGGAUCGGCUUGCUGCAGAAAUCUAAAGGAGACUCCAAGGGGGAUGGACAGGAGUUUCUGGUCCGAGGCUGGCUACAUAAAGAGAUGAAGUCUGGGGUGAAAAGCACGUCUCUGAAGCUGAAGAAACGUUGGUUUGUUCUCACCACAAACUCCCUCGACUACUACAAGUCAUCUGAGCGCAGCGCCUCCAAACUGGGAACACUGGUCCUCAAUAGCCUGUGUUCUGUGGUUCAACCUGAGGAAAAGGUCUUCAAGGAUACUGGUUACUGGAAUAUCAUCAUCCACGGGCGUAAACACUCCUACCGCCUGUACACCAAAAUGCUGAAUGAAGCCAUGCGGUGGACAAAUGCCAUACAGGGAGCCAUUGACAGCAAAGUUCCCAUUGAAACACCAACACAGCAACUCAUAAGGGACAUCAAGGAGAGCAGUUUGAAUGUGGAGGCAGUGGAGCAGACGUACUGGAGGAACCCCAUCCUGAGAUACACCCAGCAUCCUUUGCACUCCCCUCUUCUGCCUCUACCUUACGGAGAUGUCAGCAUCCACUUGCAAAAGGAGAAGGGUUACACCAGCCUGCAAGAUGAAGCUGUGAAGAUCUUCAACUCGCUGCAAGAGAUGGAGGCAGUGUCAGACCCGGUGCCCAUCAUCCAGGGAAUCCUGCAGACCUGCCAAGAUCUGAGGCCGCUGAGGGACGAGGUCUACUGCCAGCUGAUCAAACAAACCAAUCACGUCCCUCACCCCAAUAGCCCCUCCAACCGCGCCCACUGGCAUCUUCUCACCUGCAUGAGCUGCACCUUCCUGCCCAGCCGCGGCAUUCUGCGCUACCUCAAGUUUCACCUCAAACGGGUGAAGGAGCUAUUCCCUGGCACAGAGAUUGAAAUGUUUGCGCAUUUCAUCAGCGAGUCUCUGAAGAAAACCAAAACCAGGGAGUUUGUUCCCUCCCAGGAGGAAAUCAUAGCACUACUUACAAGACAGGAAAUGACCACAACAGUCUACUGUCAUGGAGGCGGCUCGUGCAAGAUCUCCAUUAACUCACACACCACCGCCGGAGAGGUGGUGGAGAAGCUGAUCAGAGGUUUGGCCAUGGAGGACAGCAGAAACAUGUUUGCUCUUUUUGAGCACAACAACACUAUUGACAGAGCUGUGGAAAGCAGGGUGCUGGUGGCCGACGUUCUGGCUAAGUUUGAAAGACUGGCUGGCAGUGAAGAAGCUGAGGACGAAGGCCAGUGGAAACUCUACUUCAAACUCUACUGCUUCCUGGAUGUGGAAAGCAUGCCAAAGGAGGGGGUGGAGUUUGCCUUCAUGUUUGAGCAGGCCCAUGAGAGUUUAACCAGAGGACACUUCCCCGCCCGUGAGGAGACGCUGCAGCACCUCGCUGCUUUGCGCCUGCAGUUCCUACACGGAGACAAAACGCGGGCUGCUUGGAGCCUGGACAGCGUCUACCCCGUGGGCCGCCUGCGCAGUCGCAUCUUGCAGUACACCAAGAUGGGCGGAGCCUCGGGGUCGGGUCAGACUUUAGAGCGACGGAGGACGAGCUUCCUGGACGGGACUCUGCGGCGGGGCUUGAAGACAGGCUCCUUGAAGAAGCAGCGCAUGGAGGAGGAGCAGAUGCUGGAGAUGUGGAUCAAAGAGGAGAUGUCUGCCACCAGGGCCAGCAUUGUGGAGAAGUGGUCCCGCCUCCAAGGUCUGAUCCAGCACCAGGCCAUGCUGAAAUACAUGACUAUCAUCAAGGAGUGGCCUGGCUAUGGCUCCACGCUGUUUGAUGUUGAGUGCAAAGAAGGCGGAUUCCCUCAUGAUCUUUGGUUGAGUGUGAGUGCGGAAAAUGUGUCUGUUUACAAGAGAGGAGAACCAAAGCCCCUGGAGACCUUCCCCUAUGAGCACAUCAUAUUCUUUGGAGCCCCACAACCCUGCACCUACAAGAUCACUGUGGAUGAGAGAGAGAUGUUCUUUGAAACGCCACAGGUUGGAGAGAUCACCAAGAUUAUGAAAGCCUACAUCAACAUGAUUGUCAAGAAGCGGUGCAGUGUUAAGUCGGUGUCCAGCUAUGGAAGUAACUGGAUAAGGUGAUUGAGAGAAGAGAGCAAACACAAGAAAUCUUCUUUUACAAGUGCAAGCAAUGUGUCUCUCAAAGAGGAGCUAAGAGCACCGUGUCAACACUGGUCCCUUCUCACAUUAGUUGCAUUUGGAUUUGUUUUGUUUUUUGUUUUUAAGCAAAGACGAGACAAUUCAGCUCAUGUUUUACCAAACAACAUGUCAAAAAAUGAUGCCAUUUUUCAAAAUUACUCCUUUUUUCUUUGAAGUGGACAUCCCCUUGUAAUGAAUGUUUCCCGAAUAAGAGAUUUCCUCAGGUUAAGGUGUACGCAACUGUAAAAAAGCUUGCCUUAUUGAACAAUUUUAGACUAAACUGUUUGCGUUACAGUGCAGAUGUGGCCUUUAAAGAUGAUUGUAACUCGUGAGUUAGUAUCCAUAAAGGAAGUGCAGCUAACAGAUGCUUUAGUGUUACAAAGUGAUGCUGUCAAUCAAUAACCACUGCACACUAAUUAAUUUUAAAAUGAGCUUAAGUGUUUCUAGAAAUAACAAAAGCAGCUUCCUUGUGUGCAUUAUUGAGUGAAUUAACGAAUCUUUUAGGCCAUGUUGAGGGUGAGAUAUUUAUUUAUUUGCAGUACUAAUGGACUCAAAAAUUCCAUUUGCUGCCGUUUUGAAUGAUUUGUGCACAUAAUUCACAAGAAAUAGGACAUAUCUUUAAGCUACUCAAUUGUGUGCCUUGCGUCCACAUUAAAAUAGGCGAGGUGUGUUACCCUCCGAGCCCAACCAAGCUUCCACGUCAUUUCUGAUCAUUAUCCCAAUAUAUUGAGCUUAGUAUUUACCUCACAAGGCAUCACUGGCUUCCGUUAACAUACUUGCAUAGAUCUGGUCAGCUGCCGGCGGCCACACCAGACUGUUGAUUGCCAUUGACGAUGACUGUAUCUUCAGAUUUCUGAUUGUUUUCAAGUAAAGGAAAAAAAAAAUCAGAAAAUGUUUUAUAUCAAAAUUUACAGAUGCUUUAAUAAAUUAUUGUAUUUCAAAAGCUGA